This is a messenger RNA of Mollisia scopiformis, 1448 nucleotides long. RefSeq lists its product as uncharacterized. Gene Ontology annotation, cellular component: lipid droplet. Lineage: Eukaryota; Fungi; Ascomycota; Leotiomycetes; Helotiales; Mollisiaceae. Gene Ontology annotation, molecular function: lipase activity. The coding region runs from base 176 to 1180 and encodes 334 amino acids. Gene Ontology annotation, biological process: lipid storage. The record is from RefSeq and is a predicted model, not a curated record. The transcript has 5 exons.
CUGGACACCUAGACUAAUGUAUUUGAUUUAUAGAUGUACAAUACUUCAGUAAUGGAUCUUUACGACUGACUAGAACUGCGGAGGAUCAACCUUCGUGUUGUCAAUAUCUUCUUGUCAUCAGAGUACAAAUUCCCAAAACUCGAAAAUCCUCAACUUCCACAGAAAAUCCAGACAAAUGUCUCCAAAAAGCAGGUUCUCCGAGAUUUCAUACCGACCAGUAGUGAAUGACCCCUCAGCGUCUUAUCAUUUAAUAUAUUUCAUCACUGGAAACCCAGGCCUGAUAGCGUAUUACGAUACCUUUCUUGCAACUCUAUAUGAUUCACUGUCGAGAUCAAAAAAUCAAUCUUCCAACUAUUUUCACAUUCACGGGCAGUCUUUAGCAGGAUUUGAAGAAGAAGAACCGGAGCUCUCAUCACCAUACAGUCUAGAGGACCAGAUCACGAUUUCCUUGACGUCACUUCAAAGACAGCGAAUACCCUCUGGGGCUCUUCAAGGGCAGCCAUAUGCCAGUGUAAUCCUUAUUGGUCAUUCUGUCGGGUCUUAUAUACUCCUGGAACUCAUUCAGCGCCUUCGUAAAAGUUCGUCCUCUCUCAACAUCCGAGCCGGCAUCCUCCUAUUCCCCACCGUCACUCAUCUCGCUCAAAGUCCUAGUGGAGUCAAAAUCAGCAGGUUGUUUCGGAUUCCUGAUUUUGCGAAGAGAGCAAGUUCUGUGGCAAAAGCACUUGUUUCGAUAGCACCGAAGUCAGUAUUGAAAUGGCUCGUUGGCCUGCUGACUGGUAUGCCGAACGAUUCUGCUGAAGUUACCACAAGGUUUUUGAGAAGUAGCAUGGGAAUAUGGCAAGCACUGCACUUGGCCAAAGAUGAGAUUGACUUCAUUACUGAAGACAAAUGGGACGAGGAUAUCUGGGGUAUAGAACACGAAGAGACAGAUCAGAAACCUCACAUCCCGAAAUUGAUCUUCUAUUUCGGCGAAAAGGACCACUGGGUUGCAAAUCACACUCGCGACGCAUUGAUAGCAGCUCGAGGUCGAAUAGACAUUGAGUCGUCUAGUUCCAAGCCUGUAAUGCUGAUUGAUGAGAAUGGUGUAGAACAUGGUUUCUGUAUUCGACAUAGCGAAAGCAUUGCUGAAAAGGUGAAAAUAUGGAUAGAAAACGCAAUGGAUGGCGAAUCAGAAGCUUGAAGGAUAUUUGUUGCGCUGCUGUUCGCCUGUUCGCAGGCACGACGAGGCGGUCGUCAAUGAUAAGAAUGAUUGAGGUUGAUUUGGGAGGCGAGGCGGUUUCUCUACCUCGACGUUUGAGCAAAUAUAGUGCUGUAUGCAGUUCCACCCACUUCCUUGCCGUACUGGUCAUGUCGGCACGUCCUCAAGCUGCUGCGUACAGUGAGCCAUGCCCAGCUCUUGCCCAUUCUUCUUAGAAGUCUGGUAGUCCCUUAUUGUCGAGCGCUUGUUU